Messenger RNA from Ogataea haglerorum, 2526 nucleotides. RefSeq lists its product as uncharacterized. Gene Ontology annotation, molecular function: calcium ion binding; mannosyl-oligosaccharide 1,2-alpha-mannosidase activity. The record is from RefSeq and is a predicted model, not a curated record. NCBI's taxonomy places the organism in Eukaryota, Fungi, Ascomycota, Pichiomycetes, Pichiales, Pichiaceae. Gene Ontology annotation, biological process: carbohydrate metabolic process; mannose trimming involved in glycoprotein ERAD pathway; endoplasmic reticulum mannose trimming. Gene Ontology annotation, cellular component: endoplasmic reticulum; membrane. Bases 1 to 2526 code for a protein of 841 amino acids. The transcript has a single exon.
AUGACAGUUGUUCUUGUAUAUUUGCUGCAGUUACUCGCCACUGUCUUUCCCGUGACGUACGCAUCGUCCGACCAGCACUGCGGAUAUACGGAGCUUCACUUGAAGGAUCUGCGCAACCGCACAAAAACCCUAUUCUAUCAUGGAUUCAACAGCUACAUGGCUCAUGGGUUUCCUUAUGACGAGGUGGACCCGCUCACUUGCGAGCCCGCGUCUCGUGACUACGAGGAUAUCAACAACACAUGGAAGAACGACGCCAUGGGCAACUUUUCUCUCACUCUUUUCGACACUUUGGACGCAUUUGUGGUGCUUGGAGACAGACAGGGCUUUGAACGGAAUAUCCAACUGAUCAGAGACACGUACGAAAAUUUCGACAUUGACGCAAACAUUCAGGUUUUCGAGACCACCAUCAGAGUCUUAGGAGGGCUGUUGAGUGCGCAUUUAUAUGCUUCAGACGAGCGGCGAGGGUAUAGUAUCGAAAACUACGACGGAUUUCUUCUCCGUCUGGCAUACGAUCUGGGGAAGAGACUCGUGCUAGCUUUUGAAAACAAGUCGGGAGUGCCGUUCCCACGCACAAAUUUAAGGUACGGGCCGCAAAAAGUGCCCAAGAGUCUACAAAGAGAGCAAUGCACGGCAGGAAUUACCUCGCUAGUUUUAGAGUUUGGACUGCUUUCUCGACUGACCAACGACCCAAUUUUCGAGCAGAUUUCUAGGAAAACGUUCCUCAACAUGUGGUCUUCAAAAACUGUGCUCGGACUGUUGCCUAUGUCUGUGGAUGCGCAGUCCAAUGUUUUCACGGACCAAAUCACAGGUGUUGGUGCGUCCAUCGACUCCUUCUACGAGUACGCUCUGAAAUACUCCAUAUUAUUCGACGACGAAAUAUUCAAUGACAUCUGGCAAGAAUCGUACAAGGCGCUGCUUAUGCACUCACAAAAUGCAGUUGGCAUUUUUACGAAUGUCCAUGCCUCCAAUGCAGCGGCUGCCAGGGAAUGGAUCGAUGCUCUGGGAGCAUUUUUCCCCGGCUUGCUGGUUUUAGCUGGAGACUUGAAGAACGCUUUUGACUUCUACACCGUGUACUUCAAGCUUUGGAACACUUACGGAGCGAUUCCUGAACGAUGGGACUUUUCUGGGUUCCGUUGGAGCUACGCCAACAGGAACUCCAAGCCGUAUCAUCUUUUGGAUAGCUUGCCAGGAAUGUCUCGCGAAGAAACGAAGGUCGUGCUGAUGAACGAUGCCAUCCUUCUUGAGUGGUACCCUUUACGCCCUGAAUUCAUUGAGUCGACAUACUUUCUCUAUAGAGCGACCCAGGACCCGUUCUUCUUGCGCGUUGGUGAAGCCAUUUUGCAUCGUUUCGAGACAGAGUUUCAUGCUCCCUGCGGAUUCGCGGGCAUUGACGACAUCAGAGUGGGCACCAGACAGGCACGGAUGGAGAGUUUUGUUCUGAGCGAAACGCUGAAAUACCUGUAUUUGCUGUUCGACCCAGAAAAUGAUCUCCAUACAAAAAAUGGUGCAGCUAUAUUUUCAACGGAAGCACACCCAUUUUGGUUUGACGACAAGCUAAAAGUGUACAAUAUGCGCCAGGAUAUUGUACUUCCAGAAACAAUGGGGAAAGGGGUAAUGGAGGCUGUUUGGGAUAAACUCUUUGCCCAAGCCUCGCCUCAGGAAGUUGAUAUCCAGUUUGCAAAACUAAGGCUUGAGAAAAAUCCGCUCCCCGACUACAAACCUAUCACAUUGACAGAGAAAAUGAAAGAGGCACUGGACAGAUACCACAUCAAAUAUCCUUCAAACCUGGAGCAGGGGAAACGUAUAUUUGUUAACCCCAAAGUGUAUCAGCUGCUCAAGCCAUAUAUGACAGAAAAAGAUUCAAAUAGAAUUAUUGAGGAAAUGAACCUUACGCUGGAUGCAGACUACUUGGGCCUGUCCAGAUGCCAGGUAUUUUCUAAGGAUCAUGCAUUCGUGCAUUCCAAGAUCCUCCAGUAUCCAAUGUUCUACCGCAUUGAUGAUAGGUACCAGGUUGCGCUGCACAGCCCUCCUUAUUACAGAAAUGCUACCAAUAUUGAGAUCGAUGGCCCUUUUUACGACAUUUUUGGAAAGAACGGAAUGAUGUCGUCUCCGACGCAGUCAACAGAAGAUUUCGACGCCCUGAUUGGAUCGUUAGAGGGAGUUUUAGACACGCAUAUUUACCGAGUGGUGGCAGGACCAAACUACCGACCAGAAGAAAAUGUGACUGUGCCGGUUUUGCCGCAAGACUUGUAUGUUCCGGUGCUAGACAAUCUCCGUAUGUCAUUUGAACGGUUGAGUCCCGGGAAAAUCGACCGAUAUGGUCAGAUUGUCGAAGUGGAUCCGUACAACUGCUCGUUGAGGCUGCUCAAGAUUAAUGGGUGCAAUUUGGAGGUGGACGACAUAGUCUGGGUUGAUUAUGGCUGGCUCAGAACAUCAAAUCCAUAUGGAAAUAUCGGGUACACACAGCACGGGCUUCUCACCAUCAAUGGCGAAUUGGUAGCCAACGUUCGGAUAAUUCCAGAUUAG